AUGGUUUGAUCCACUUGAUAAUUAUGAAUCUUCCAAUAUUUUUAUAUGUUUUGGCCCCAAGUAGAUUUUGUUUCUACCGCCGCCACUGCAUACAUGUAUCACUUUUGAUCGAUUCAAAUGCGUCUUAUUGUGUUAGUUAAAUAUAUAUACAGAUAAUAAAAUGAUUCUAUAGAGAUGCAUGAAGAAACAGAUACAUAUAUACCAUAACUCACAUAUUGUGAUUAUAGUUCGUGAGUGGCUGUUAUCACUGUGUGGUAGAUGACAGAUAGAUACACUCAUUUACUGCUCUUCACCAAACCCCUUCCCCCACCCCCCUAUAAACCUCUCAAAUUCUAUUCCCCUCACCCCAGAAUCAACCCGAAAAUUUUAACUUUCAAGCUCAAACAACUUCACAAUAUGGCUUUCCACUUCCGGCGACUUUGCUUGUCCUCAGCUCUUCUGGCGUUGGUUCUCCAACUCCUGCAUGGCGUAUCCAGCCAACUUGUUGUGGUCGAGGACCCUGUUUCUGCUCCACCGCCACCAUUAGUUGUGGUUAAGGACCCGGUUGUUGCUCCUCCGCCUACAUUGUUUGAACAAGACGGCAGUGUGCCGGCACUGUUUAUCUUUGGUGACUCUCUCAUAGACAAUGGGAACAAUAAUAACAUCCCUUCUUUUGCUAAAGCUAACUACUUCCCUUAUGGCAUCGAUUUCAAUGGCGGUCCGACCGGUAGGUUCUGCAAUGGCUUGACCAUGGUCGAUGGUAUUGCGCAACUAUUGGGGCUGCCACUGGUUCCGGCGUACUCGGAUGCAACCGGAGAUCAAGUGCUUCGUGGUGUCAACUACGCUUCCGCAGCAGCUGGAAUUCUUCCUGACACCGGAGGAAACUUUAUGGGGCGAAUACCGUUCGACCAGCAGAUUCAUAACUUUGAGACAACGUUAGAUCAGGUGGCUAGUAAUUACGGUGGUGCAGUGACCAUUGCAGACUCGGUGGCUAGAAGCUUGUUCUUCAUUGGAAUGGGAAGCAACGACUAUCUCAACAAUUACUUGAUGCCCAACUUCCCUACCCGCAACCAAUACAACGCUCAACAAUUCGGUGACCUCUUGGUUCAGCAAUACACCAAUCAACUCACCAGAUUGUAUAAUCUAGGUGGUAGGAAAUUUAUAGUGUCCGGACUUGGCAGAAUGGGAUGCAUUCCGAGCAUUCUAGCUCAAGGAACCGACGGUAAAUGCUCGGAAGAAGUUAACCAACUUGUUCUUCCUUUCAACACAAACGUCAAGACAAUGAUCACUAAUCUCAACCAGAAUCUCCCUGAUGCUAAAUUCAUUUACCUCGAUACUGCUAAUAUGGUCCAAGACAUCACCACUAACCAAGCCGUCUAUGGGUUUACCACUUUGGACAAGGGAUGUUGUGGGAUAGGACGGAACAGAGGACAGAUCACUUGUCUUCCCUUUGAAACGCCUUGCCCUAACAGAGAUCAGUAUCUGUUUUGGGACGCUUUUCAUCCCACGGAGAAAGUUAAUCUCAUUAUGGCUAAGAAAGCGUUUGCUGGUGACCGCACUGUUGCGUUUCCUAUCAAUAUUCAGGAACUGGCUAGUCUCAAUUAGAGACCACCAUCUUCUUAUUCAAGUCUUUGUAGUUUGUUCCUUUUUUUUUUGAC
Molecule: messenger RNA, 1637 nt
Organism: Raphanus sativus (radish)
Lineage: Eukaryota; Viridiplantae; Streptophyta; Magnoliopsida; Brassicales; Brassicaceae
Product: GDSL esterase/lipase At1g71691-like
Exons: 5
Coding region: 259-1584 (441 amino acids)
Molecular function (GO): hydrolase activity, acting on ester bonds
Source: RefSeq, a predicted model, not a curated record